CUCUGUCUGAGAAAGGUGGACUGGCUAACUGACCAUGGCGCUCACAGGUAGGGGCUUAGGCCGGCUUCAUUUGAUUCUGCUGAUGUUAUGGACUCUGUCGCGGUACUCAGCAUCCAGCCAGGUCCGCCAAGAGUUUCAGGUCCUGGAGGAGCAGCCUAUUGGCACCUAUGUGGGCACGAUAGGGACCAAACCCAGCUUCACGUACCGCUUCAGCGAAAAUCACAAACUUUUUGCAAUUAACGGCACCACGGGAGUCAUUUCCACCUCAUCUGUGAUCGAUAGAGAGGUUCUGCAAAGUGAUGUCAUCAAUGUUGUGGUGCUGUCCAGUCAUCCCACCUACCCUACUGAGGUCAGGAUAGUAGUUUUGGAUAUUAAUGAUAACUCGCCGGUGUUUCCAGACGCGUCAAUUGUCGUGUCGUUUAAGGAGGACGCCAGCAGCGGCAGGCAAGUAAUCCUGGACACUGCUACAGAUUCCGACAUAGGAAGCAACGGAGUUGAUCACACCACGUACAGAAUAGUGAAGGGCAACGAGCAGAGGAAAUUCCGCUUGGAUAUUACAGUCAACCCUAGUGGAGAGGGGGCAUUCUUGCACCUUGUUUCAACCGGAGGCUUGGACAGGGAAGUUACUCCCUUCUACCAGCUCCUGAUUGAAGUGGAGGACAAAGGAGAGCCCAAAAAGUUUGGCUACAUGCAAGUAAACGUCACCAUUCAAGACAUAAAUGACAACCCCCCUGUUUUUGAGCAGGACCAGUAUCAGACCAGCGUUUUUGAGGAUGCAGCUGUAGGUUCAAGUAUUCUGCAGAUUACAGCAUCAGAUCAGGAUGAGGGAGCCAAUGCUGAAAUCAGGUACUUUUUAGAUGAGGGGACACCUUUCCAAAUUGACCCCAAAGCAGGUACUAUUAUAAUAAAAGAGGGUUUGGAUUAUGAGAGCAAAAAAGAGUAUUCCCUCACUAUUCAUGCUGUAGACAAUGGGGUGCCGUCUCUGUCAGGCAGAACAGAAGCCACUAUCAAACUUUUAGAUGUGAAUGAUAAUGACCCCGUAGUAAAGUUCAGAUAUUUUCCCACUACUUCUAAAUUUGCCUCUGUAGAUGAAAACGCACAGAUCGGCACAGUUGUGGCUUUGCUCACCGUUUCUGAUGCCGACUCGCCAACAGCUAAUGGUAACAUAUCGGUUUCAAUCUUAGGAGGCAACGAGCAGAGGCACUUUGAAGUGCACACGUCUCCUGUGCCCAAUUUAAGUCUGAUCAAAGUGGCCAGUGUGUUAGACAGAGAGAGAAUUUCCUCAUACAACUUGACUGUGUCUGUGUCAGACAAUGGCAGGCCUAUGGCCAGGUCUUCUUUUGCCAGUCUGGUUAUUUUUGUGAAUGAUAUCAAUGAUCACCCUCCCAUAUUUCAGGAAACUGUGUACAGAGUAGAUAUCAGUGAAGAUAUACCAAAAGGCAGCUACAUUAAAGGGGUUUCUGCAACAGAUGGCGACUCUGGGCAGAACGCCAACCUGCGCUACUCCCUGGUGUCUGGAAACGCUUUGGGCUGGUUCUCCAUCAGUGAAAACAGUGGUCUGGUUACCAGCGCCGCUUUGCUGGAUAGAGAAAUAGCAUCUGAAAUUGUGCUCAACAUUAGUGCCAAAGACCAGGGGCUGCAGCCCAAGAUUUCUUACACUAAACUGAUAGUCAACAUCACAGAUGUGAAUGACCAAGUGCCUACAUUUACACAGAGCACAUAUCACGUUUCCCUGGUGGAGCACGCUCCGGCCGGCACUGAGCUGGUGGUGCUGUCUGCCUCAGAUGACGACCUUGGGGCCAAUGGAACUAUCCGGUUUUCAUUUGAUGCAGAGACUCCAGCCAGCGUCCAGGAGCUGUUUCGCCUGGAUGCCGUGUCAGGGCGAUUAAGCACAGCCGUGGAGCUUGACAGGGAGGAUCAGGCCUCCUACUUACUCCACAUCCAGGCAGCAGAUGCAGGCAGCCCUCCUUUGCACUCUGUAGGAAAAGUCAACAUCACCCUUUGGGAUAUCAAUGACAAUAGGCCAGUUUUCUACCCUGUGCAGUAUUUUGCAAAUGUGAAGGAGAACGAGCCCUCGGGUUCUUAUGUAACCACGGUUGCAGCCACAGACCCAGAUUUGGGCAGGAACGGCACAGUCAAAUACAUAAUUACAGCUGGAGACGCUUCCAAAUUCCGCAUUAAUAGCAAUACAGGCAAAAUUACCACACUGGUGUCCCUGGAUAGAGAGGAGAAAACUGCUUACCAGUUGCAGGUGACAGCAGCAGAUGGUAGUGGUCUGCGCUCACACACACCGGCCAUUGUGACUGUAACUGUUAUAGACACACAGGAUAAUCCGCCGGUCUUCAGCCAGAAAGUGUACAGCUUUGUCAUGUUUGAAAACGUGGGUGUUGGGACAGUUAUCGGGACAGUAUCUGCAACCACGGUUGAUUUAAACACAAACAUCUCAUAUCUGAUCACCUCAGGGGACCAGAGAGGGCUUUUCACUGUUAACGGUGCAGGCCAGAUCACAGCAUCAAGCCAGAUAGACAGAGAGGAGCAGGGAUUUUACCAACUGAAAGUUGUAGCCAGAGCUGGUGAGAUCACAGGAGAAGCCUUUGUUAACAUAACUGUGAAGGACUUAAACGAUAAUGCUCCUCAUUUUAUUCACACUGUGGAGCAUGUGAGCGCAGUGGAAAACUGGAGCACAGGUCAUGUAAUAUUCCAGGCCAAAGCUUCAGAUCCUGAUGAAGGUGCAAAUGGCAUGGUGGUCUACAGCCUCAAACAAAACCCCAAAGGCCUGUUUCACAUUCACGAGAAGCAUGGCCUCAUCACGCUGACCGGGCCGCUGGAGGUCACGACGAGUUCCUAUGAGAUUGAAGUCACCGCAUCAGACAUGGGAGUCCCUCAGCACACCUCCAGCCUCAUCCUCAUCGUCAGCGUUUAUGACGUCAACGACAACUCACCUGUGUUUGACCAGCUCUCGUACGAGGUCAUCAUCCUGGAGUCCGAGCCUGUCAACAGCCGUUUUUUUAAAGUGGAGGCCACCGACAAAGAUUCUGGUCUCAAUGGCGAGAUUAUGUAUGACAUCGCUGGUGGGAACACAGGCGAUGUGUUUGGUAUUUUUCCGGAUGGGCAGUUGUACAUCAAAGCAGAGCUGGACAGAGAGAUACAGGACAGAUAUAACUUGGUGGUUACAGCCAAAGACAGGGCCGUGGAGCCGCUGAGUGCCACCGUCAAUGUAACAGUGAUUCUAGAUGACGUAAAUGAUAAUCGUCCUCUCUUUAACAGCACCAAUUAUGUGUUUCAUUUUGAGGAGGAACAGAAGAGAGGGUCGCUCGUCGGGCAGGUUUUUGCUGAGGAUAAGGACUUUGGCCCAAACAGUGAGGUCAGAUACACAUUUGAGACACCACAGCCCAACUUUGAGCUGAAUGCCAUCACAGGGGAGUUGACCAGCACUUUGCAGCUGGACCGCGAGUCACUCAUGAGACAAAGAGGCGCCGCUGUGUUCAGUUUUGUGGUCGUCUCGUCAGACCAGGGUCUCCCCAAACCCCUUAGGGACCAGGCCAAAGUGCAAGUUUACAUACAAGACAUCAACGACAACCCGCCUAAAUUCACCAAAGACAUUUACCAGGCCUCCAUCUCUGAGUCAGCUCAAAACAUGACACAGCUGCUGCGGGUCUCUGCCUCAGAUGUGGAUGAGAACAAAAACGGGCUGGUUCGUUAUCACAUCGCUGAAGGCAACGAGGAAGGCCAGUUCACGAUCGAUAGCAGCUCCGGACAGGUGACUCUGGUUGGAAAGCUUGACUAUGAAUCUACAUCCUCCUAUUCACUAAAAAUCAUAGCUGUUGAUGCUGGAGUUGUGCCCCUGUCUUCCUCUUGUAUGCUCAGCAUUAGCAUCUUGGAUGAAAAUGACAACUCCCCGUUUUUCCCUAAAUCCUCGCUGUCUGUUGACGUCCUGGAGAACAUGAGGAUAGGGGAACUGGUGGCCUCCGUGACCGCCACUGAUGCAGAUUCAGGUCAGAACGCAGAUAUCACGUACAGCAUCACAGCCACAAACAACCACGGCACCUUCAGCAUCAGCCCCAACACAGGCAGCAUCUUUCUGGUUAAAAAGCUGGACUUUGAAACCCAGUCAUUUUACAGACUCAACAUCACUGCAAAGGACAGUGGGCGACCACCCCGCUCCUCAUCCAUUCCCGUGGUUAUUCAUGUCAGGGACUUUAAUGACAACCCUCCUGUAUUUACACCUGGAGACAUUUUCAAAUCCAUUCCUGAAAACCUUCCUGUCUCUGCCUCAGUUAUGACCAUUGCAGCUCAUGACACGGAUGCAGACAUAAACGGGCAGCUGGAGUACUCUAUUGUUCAGCAGAUUCCUCGAGGAAACCACUUCAGCAUUGACUCGAGCACUGGGCUCAUAUACACCAGCAAGGAAAUCGACCGGGAGUUCUCCAGUCUGUUUGAGUUGACAAUCAAAGCCACUGAUCAGGCAGUUCCGGUUGAAUUCCGUCGAUAUGCCCUGAAAAAUGUAACAAUAUGGGUCACGGACCUCAACGAUAACGUUCCUGCUUUUAUGUCCCAGAAUGCGCUCGUGGCUGAGCCUAACAUAGUCAUUGGCUCCAUCUUGACCACAGUGGUGGCCUUUGACCCGGAUGAUGGUGCAAACGGGGAGGUGGAGUACGAGCUUGUGGAAGGGGACUCGGACACUUUCAUCAUGGACAGGUACAGCGGGGAUAUCCGCCUGGCGUCCCAGCUCGUUCCAUCCCGACUCAUGUACACCCUCACGGUGUCGGCCACGGACCACGGCACUGACCGCAAGACCUCUAGAACUGAGCUGACCAUCAUCCUUCAAGGAGUGGAUGGACCUGUUUUUUCCCAGCCCAAAUACAUCACCAUCCUUAAAGAGGGCCAGCCGCCGGGCACCAACGUCAUCUCCCUGGAUGCCUCGAGUCCAAGAGGCUCUGCAACCAAAGUGGAGUAUUUCAUUGUGGCGGUGCGCAGCGGUGGAAAAGCUGUGGGUCGCCUUUUCACCAUUGGCCGACACACAGGAGUGAUACAGACGGCUGCGGAGCUGGAUCGAGAACAGGGGUCUGACCUCUACCUGGUGGAUGUGUACGCCAUUGAGACAGACGCCAGCCAGCCCAGAACACAGCGUGCUGAGGUGGAGAUCACACUGCAGGACGUCAAUGACAACCCACCUGUUUUCCCUAAUGACAUUCUUGAUGUGGUCAUCGAGGAGAACGUCGGAGACGGCUUCAAGAUAAUGCAGCUAACAGCCACGGAUGCAGACGAGGGUCCCAAUGCUCUCGUGACCUACACUAUCAUCAGCGGGGCAGAUGACAGUUUCCGCAUCGACCCUGAAUCCGGGGAUCUCAUCGCCACCAAGAAACUAGACCGGGAGCGGCGUUCAAAAUAUUCCCUCUUGGUGCGCGCAGACGAUGGAAAGCAGUCAUCUGACAUGACGCUGAACAUUACCGUCAAGGACGUCAACGACCACACGCCAAAGUUCUCCCGUGCAACGUACUCGUUUGAUAUCCCUGAAGACAUGGUGCCAGGCUCCAUCGUGGCGGCGAUCCUGGCCAGCGACUCUGACUCAGGGGUGAACGGCGAGGUCACCUACUCGCUGGAGGACGACGACGAGGACGAGACGUUCCUCCUUAACCCAGUGACGGGAUUUUUCAACGUGACGCGUCCGCUAGACUACGAGACUCAGCAGUACUACAUUCUGACGGCGAAGGCCCGGGAUGGUGGGGGGCAGGCCGGCACAGUCAGAGUGUACUUCAACGUCUUGGAUGUAAACGACAACCCGCCUAUUUUUAACACCACGGCGUACAGCACGUCUGUCUCUGAGAGUCUGCCGCCUGGAUCCAGUAUUAUCACCGUGGGGGCCACUGAUGCUGAUGAUGGCCCGAAUGCACAGCUCCUCUACAAGAUUACAUCUGGGGAUCCCCAGGGCCACUUUGUCAUCACCAAAGAAGGGGUCCUCCAAACUAAGAAGUCUUUGGACCGGGAAACCCAGUCGUUUUAUAACCUGGCAGUCACAGUUAAUGACCUGGCCCCGCCUCCCAUGACCCGCUUCACCAGCACUGCCCAAGUGUCGGUCAUUCUUCUGGAUGUCAACGACUGCCCGCCGACCUUCACUUCUCAGAAGAUGACUUACAUCCAGGAGAACACGCCAGUGGACACGGUUGUGUUCACGGCCCAAGCCACAGAUGCUGACAGUGGGCCCAACAGCUACGUGGAGUACUCCCUCAAAGGACUGUUUGGUAACAAGUUCAGCAUUGGUACAAUAGAUGGAGACGUCAGGUUGGUUGGGGAACUUGACAGAGAGGAGCUUUCCAACUACACACUCACAGUCGUAGCUACAGAUAAGGGCGAACCGCCUCUCUCUUCAACCAUGGACGUGACUAUGUUGGUUCUGGACGUCAACGACAACACACCAAGCUUCUCGCAGAAUAUCUACGACAUCGAGAUCGAGGAGAACACCUUGACGGGAACCGAUGUCAUCCAGGUGUUUGCUAGCGAUGCUGAUGACGGCACCAACGGGCAGAUCCGUUUUUCUAUCUCCGGGGGAAACACCAACUCUGAUUUCAGGAUCGAUUCUGUCACAGGGGUGAUCUCAGUAGCCAAACAGCUGGACCGAGAGGCACGUUCGUCGUAUUCGUUGGUGGUCCAAGCUGCAGACCGCGGCAGCAGCCCCAGAGUGGACCGAGCGACAAUCAACAUUGUUUUACUGGACGUUAAUGACUGCUCACCUGUUUUUGAGCUCUCUCCUUACACUGUCAACGUUCAGGAGAACCUCGAGAACCUACCGAAAAACAUUCUGCAGGUUGUUGCCAGGGACGAUGACCAAGGUGCUAACGGUCAGCUAAGCUACAUGCUCAGCGGCGGGAAUGACGAAGGCGCGUUCACACUGUCCUCCAGCGGUCAGCUGAGCCUGACCGAGACACUUGACCGGGAGGUGCAAGAGAAAUACAUCCUGCUGGUCACAGCCACCGACUCAGGUACUCCAUCGCUGAGCGGGACAGGGACGGUCACCAUUCUGGUGGAUGAUGUUAAUGAUAACGUCCCCAUUUUCACCUCCUCCACCUUCCACACCACCAUCAUGGAGGACGCCCCGACGGGGACAGAUGUGCUUUUGGUCAACAGCUCCGACGCAGACGUGGGAGUGAAUGGUGUUAUAAGCUACAGCCUGACCGGAGGGCACGGCCAGUUCUCCAUCAACCCGGCUACAGGACAGAUUAUCACCAGCUCCCUGCUGGACCGAGAAGACAGGGCCAAUUACCAGCUGCUGGUUGUGGCAACAGAUGGAGGGCAGCCCGAGGGCUUGUCCAGCUCUGCUACUGUGUCCGUGACAGUGGCCGACAUUAAUGACAACCCUCCACGUUUCCACCACCACCCCUAUGUCACCCACAUCCCCGCCUCUACUGCGGCAGGGUCCUUGGUCUUUGCUGUUACCGUCACCGAUGAAGACUCCGGUUCAAACGCCCAGCUGCACUACUCCCUGAUGGGGCGCAACGCUGAGAAAUUUAAGAUCGACCCAGUCAGAGGUGCCAUCACCGCCAACGAGAGGCUAACUGGAAACUCAGAAGUUACACUUACAGUUCGAGUAAAAGACGGCGGAGCUAAUCCCAAAACGGAUACGACCACCGUGACCGUCCGCUUUGUUACCGGAGGAAACUUCCCCGUCAUUAAGCUGAAGGAGCGCGCGUUCACCUUCCCUGAAAACCAGCCGAGCAGCCACAUCGUUACAACUGUGACCGGGUCAUCUCUGAGGGGCGGGCCGCUGUCCUAUUACAUCGCCAGUGGGAACCUGGAUAAUGCUUUUCAUAUAGACCAGCUGUCCGGCGAGUUGUCUAUCAGGCAUCCACUGGAUUAUGAACACAUACAGAAGUAUGUUCUCUGGAUUGAGGCCAGAGAUCAGGGCUUCCCACCUUACUCCUCUUAUGAGAAAGUGGAAAUAACUGUGCUGGACGUGAAUGACAAUCACCCAGUUUUUGAUAAGGAUCCCUUCCAUGCUGAGAAAUUGGAGAACCUUUCACCCCAGCAAGUGCUCAUGGUCUCUGCUGUAGAUCUGGACAGUGGGCCAAAUGGACAGCUGGAAUACGCCAUCAUUGAGGGCAACAAAGAGAACAGUUUCAGCAUUAAUCGGGCCACCGGUGAAAUACGAACCACCAGGCCACUGGACCGGGAGAAGGUGGCCGUGUACGCUUUGAAAGUCAAAGCCACUGACCGGGGUUUGCCUCCAAAAAACACAGCGGUCAGAGUGCUAAUCAACGUCCUGGAUGUGAACGAUAACGCCCCCAGGUUCUCCAAGAUCUUCAGUGCCACAGUGGCUGAAAACGCCCCUGUGGGUUACACCGUCACCAGAGUCACCACCACAGACGAGGACGCUGGUUCAAAUGCCAUUAGCCGAUAUUCGAUUACAGAUACCAGCCUUCCAUUCAAUAUUAAUCCAAACACAGGUGACAUAAUGAUUAGCAGGCCGCUCAAUAGAGAAGACACCGAUCACUACAUCGUCAAAGUGUCCGCCCAUGACUCUGGCUGGGCAGUAAGCACAGAUGUCACCAUAUUCAUAACAGAUAUUAAUGAUAACGCCCCCAGAUUUAGCCGUCCCUCUUAUUAUCUGGACUAUCCUGAGCUCACGGAGGUAGGCUCCCUCGUCACACAGGUGUCUGCCACCGAUCCCGACGAGGGUUUCAAUGGCAAAAUUUUCUAUUUCAUUCGAUCCCAGUCAGAGUAUUUCAGAAUUAACGCCAGCACUGGAGAGAUAUUUGUAAAGCAGCAGCUAAAGUAUCAGAACUCAACAGGUGCUAGCAGCAUAAAUAUAAACCGCCACAGCUUCAUUGUGACAGCCUCAGACCGAGCACUCAAGCCUUUGAUGAGUGAGACAACAGUUAUUGUUAACAUUGUAGACAGUAAUGAUAAUCCUCCUGAGUUUGAUGCCCCCAGCUACUUUACACCUGUCACUAAAAGUGUAAAAGUUGGCACCCGCCUGCUUAGGGUUGUAGCUCAGGACAAAAAAGACUUUGGCCUUAAUUCCGAGGUGGAGUACUUGAUGACAGGUGGAAAUAGCUCUAGUAAAUUCAAGCUAGAUAAAACAAGUGGGUGGAUUACUGUUGCCUCCUCCCUUACAACUGAUAUGAAUAAAGUUUUCCUCAUUGAAAUCACUGCAAGUGACAAAGGAAAUCCUCCUCUGUCUGCACAAACGUCAGUGAGAAUAGCCGUCACAGAGGAAAACCACCACACACCUGAGUUCUCACAAAGCCAAAUCUCAGCCACGGUACCUGAAAGCCUUGCUGUGGGAACAGCAAUAAGGACCCUGUCUGCCAGAGACAAAGACAAAGACAUGAACGGCCUUAUCACGUACAAUAUUACUUCAGGCAACGACAAGGGUCUGUUUGCACUUAACAGUAAAACUGGAGUGUUAUCCUUAGCUCAGCCUCUGGACUUUGAAGAAAAGCAACAGCACGAGCUGAGGGUUUCAGCCACUGACGGUGGCUGGAUUGCAAAAACAAGCUACGUUUCCGUGACAGUACACGUGACUGACGUGAACGACAAUCCUCCUGUGUUUGACCCUGAGGAGUACUUCCCCGUCGUGCAGGAGAACGUUCCCAGUGGCACCACUGUGGUCAAAAUGAACGCCACAGACAUGGAUUCGGGACCUAAUGCAGUCAUGGCAUAUGUGAUUCAGUCAUCAGACAGCGACCUCUUUGUUAUUGACCCAAACACGGGCACCAUCACCACCCAGGGCUUCUUGGAUUAUGAGGCUAAACAGGUCUACCAUUUAACAGUGAAGGCCUUCAAUGUCCCAGACGAGGAGCGCUGCAGCUUCGCCAAUGUCAACAUUCAGCUAAAAGGAGCCAACGAAUACGUGCCGCGCUUUGUCUCCAAACAGUACUACUUUGAAAUCUCAGAAGCUGCUCCAAAAGGAACAGUGGUAGGGGAAGUAUUUGCCAGCGAUCGAGACCAAGGAGAAGACGGAGUGGUUUACUACCUCAUUUUUGGUAGGAGCAGAAAGAAGGGCUUUGGCAUCAACAAGAGGACAGGCCAGAUUUAUGUCACAGGUACUCUGGAUCGUGAGAAAGAAGAGAAGGUUUCACUGAAGGUGUUAGCCAAGAAUGCAGGAAGCAUCCGUGGGGCGGAUAUUGAUGAGGUGUUUGUUAAUAUCACUAUUCUUGAUGCCAACGAUCCACCUGUUUUCACUAACGAACUUUAUGAUGUCCAGGUCAGCGAGGGUCUAUCACCUGGUGGUCUGGUGACUUUUGUGAGUGCCGAGGACUCGGACUCUGUCCCAAGCUGGAGCAGAUUUUCCUAUUCCAUUGCUCCUGAGUCUGACAAAAAUAUUUUUACUAUCAACCCCAAAACUGGCCAAGUGUCUGUGGCUGCAGAGCUAGACAGAGAAACAACUCCUGUGUAUAAUCUGACUGUUCUCGCUGUGGAUACUGGCACACCUCCUGCCACCGGAAGCACCACGGUGAUUGUGAAUCUUGAAGAUAUCAAUGAUAACGGCCCGACGUUGACAACCGCCUAUGCUGAGGUAAUGGAGAACCAGAGAGCUGGCACUGCAGUCGCAACACUGACAGCAUCUGACCCAGACUUAGCACCCAACCAAGGCCCUUUCCUAUACAGCCUCCUCAGUUCUGGCUCUGCCAAGAGCUACUUCAGCCUUAGUCCAGCUGGAGUCUUAACCACAAGUCGGGAGAUUGACAGAGAGCAGAUUAGUGACUUCUACCUCUCUGUUGUGAUUAAGGACUCUGGCGUGCCUCAAAUGUCCUCCACGGGAACAGUUCACGUAAAAAUAAAUGAUCAGAAUGACAACCCUUCAGAGCCCAGGUCCAUGGAAAUCUUUGUCCACUACUUUGGAAACAUGUUUCCUGGAGGUUCUCUGGGAGAUGUCAGACCCCAAGACCCUGACAUUCAGGACAGGUUUCACUGCUCCCUCAUACCUCCAUCUUCCGGUCUGUUUGGCAUCCCGACCGGAACGUGCAACCUCAACUCUAAAGCCCGCUCAACCGACGGAUCGUUUGACCUAACCAUCCGCAGCAGUGAUGGUGUCCAUGGUUCAGUCAGUAAUACGGCCAAAGUCCUCUUCAUGGGCUUCAACAAUGCUACAGUGGAUAACAGCAUACUCAUCCGGCUCCGCUCUGAUGGAGUCAAAAACUUCCUCACCAACCACUACCUCAGCUUCCUACGCAUUGCCAACUCUCAGCUAGCAGGACUAGGCACAGAGGUUCUGCUUUAUGGAGCGUUUGAGCUCAACAAUCAGACUUUCCUGACAGCAGCUGUGAAACGAGGCCACGGACAAUAUGUCAACCCCAGUGGCGUGGCCACAUUCUUCCAGAGUAUCAAAGACAUUUUAUAUAGACAGAGCGGCGUGCAAAUAGAUGCGGUGGACCAUGAUCCUUGCACACGUAACCCGUGCCAGAAUGGAGGCAGCUGCAAGAGGCGUCUCAGUGUCGGGCCUGAUAUGAAGACAGAAGAAAGCGUCCCAGUGAUCAUUGUGUCCAACCACCCCCUGCAGCCCUACGCCUGCAGCUGCAGGCCAGGAUACACAGGAGCUCUGUGUGAGACAGACAUCGAUGAGUGCCAGCCAUCACCCUGCCACAAUGGCGGCACCUGCCAUAAUCUGGUGGGGGAUUUCUCCUGCACCUGUCCAGAGGGUUUCACCGGCAAGGCCUGCGAGAGGGACAUCAAUGAAUGCCUUUCCAAUCCCUGCAAGAAUGGGGCGCUGUGCCAGAAUUUCCCCGGCGGCUUCAACUGUCUCUGUAAAUCCGGCUUUGCAGGCAAAACGUGUGAUUCCAUCAUCAAUCACUGUGAGUGUAACCCAUGUUUUAAUGGCGGGUCCUGUCAGAAUCGGGUGGAUGGAUAUUACUGUCAUUGUCCAUUUGGGGUUUUCGGCAAGCACUGCGAACUGAACAGCUAUGGCUUUGAGGAGCUCUCCUACAUGGAGUUUCCGUCCCUGGAUCCCAACAAUAACUACAUAUAUAUCAAGUUUGCUACCCUGAAGAGCAACGCGCUACUUUUGUACAACCACGAUAACCAGACCGGAGACAAGGCGGAGUUCCUGGCUUUGGAGAUCUUCGAGGGACAGAUGCGCUUCUCUUUUAACUUGGGAAGUGGAACUUAUAAAUUGAUGACCAUGAUAAAAGUUUCGGACGGGCAGUUCCACACAGUCAUUGCCAGGAGAGCCGGGAUGGCUGCAUCCCUGACCGUGGACCUGUGUGGUGAUGACCAGGAACCAGGCUACUGUGCUGUGAGCAACGUGGCAGUGCACACUGACUGGAUCCUCGAUGUGCAGCCCAACAGGCUCUCGGUGGGGGGCGUCAGGUCAAUAGAACCCGUCCUUCAUCGGCGCGGUCAGGUCGCCACCCACGACUUUGUCGGCUGCAUCAUGGAGUUUGCCGUCAACGGCCGCCCACUGGAGCCCAGUCAGGCGCUGGCAUCGCACGGCAUCCUUGACAGAUGUCCUAGACUGGAAGGAGCCUGCAGCACCAGCCCCUGCAGACACGGGGGCACCUGCGUGGACCGCUGGUCCUGGCAGCAGUGCCAGUGCGUGGACGGCUUCACUGGCAAAUUCUGUGAGAAAUACAUGACGGCCGACACCGCUCUGUCUCUGGAUGGCACCGGCCGCCUGGACUACACCCUGAAGCAGGGCCCGAAACGGGACGUCCUGCUGAGACGCUCUCUGCAGGGAGCGACCUCUGACCCCGUCGGUCCCAGCAAGUUGGAGGUCAAGUUCAGGACACGCAGCAAGACCGGUACUCUGAUGCACGUGCAGGAGAGCAGCAACUACACUACUGUUAAGCUGAGGAACGGCAACAUCCACUACGUAUCAGAUGCCGGCGUCGCGGGGAAGGUGGAGCGGACCGUGGGGGAUGCGGUGGUGUCAGACGGCCAGUGGCACACGCUUCAGCUGCUCAAGAAUGGCUCGGUCACUGUGCUCCAGGUGGACGGCGGCCACCCCAGGGUCAUCCAACACCCCACACAGGACUUCGGGGGUCUCGGCGUUUUGACUUUUUCCCUCGGUGGGAUUGCACCCGGGCCAGCUCAGCAGAAAACCGGAGCAGGUUUUGACGGCUGCUUGGCCUACGUGAAGUACAAUGGAGAGAACCUGCCGUUUAUGGGGGAGCACAGCCUGGUCGCUUUAACUAAAACCAGCUCAUCUGUCAAAAUCGGCUGCAGAGGUCCCAACCUAUGUGAAAGCAACCCCUGCUGGGACGGCCUCAUGUGCGUCAACCAGUGGUACACGUACCAGUGCGUCCCGCCCGGCGACUGUGCUUCUAAUCCCUGCCAGAACCAAGGCAGCUGCGUGCCGGACCCCCACUCUGGUUUCACUUGUGUAUGCUCUGAGCUCUACACGGGAAGGACUUGCGAGACCCUGGUGGCCUGUCUGGGUGUCGAGUGCCCUCAGGGUACUGUGUGCAACACGGCUAAUAAUGGAGGAUUUGUCUGCAGCCCCAGCCCCACUCCAGAGACGAUGGUCCUCCCCAUCUGGGCGGUGCCAGCUAUUGUCGGCAGCUGUGCCACCGUCCUCGCCUUGGUGGUGCUCAGCCUGAUCCUGUGCAACCACUGCAAGGACCGCAACAAGACCAAAGUGCCAAAGGAACCCAAGGAGAAGAAACCCAAGGAGAAGAAGAAGAAGAAAAAGAAGAAGGGUAGUGAGAAUGUAGCGUUCGACGAUCCGGAUAACAUCCCACCAUAUGGAGAUGACAUGACGGUACGGAAACAACCAGAAGGGAACCCCAAACCGGACAUCAUUGAGAGGGAGAACCCUUACCUGAUCUACGAUGAAACAGACAUUCCUCACAAUACCGAGACAGUCCCCAGUGCUCCCUGUGCCCCCUGCAAUGCCCCAGAGGCAGACAUUGAACAUUAUGAUAUAGACAAUGCCAGCAGCAUCGCCCCCUCGGAUGCUGACAUCAUCCAACACUACAAGCAGUUUCGCAGCCACACGCCUAAGUUUUCCAUCCAGAGACACAGCCCGCUGGGCUUCGCCAGGCAGUCUCCGUUACCCCUCGGAGCAACAAGCUACACCUACCAGCCUCAGUACACCCAAGCGCUGAGAUCCACCCCCCUCAGCCACUCCCACUCAGCCUGCCCCACCCCAAACCCUCUCUCCAGACACUCUCCAGCACCGUUCACAAAGCCCUCCUCCUUUUACCGAAACACUCCCACCAGAGAACUCAACCUGGCUCGUCGUGAGGGCAGCCCGCUGGAUCUGCACAAUGACAUGUGCCAACCGCCACCCAUGUUUAACUACGCCACCCGGCUGGGGAGGCGCAGCAAGAGUCCACAGACCAUGGCCGGCCACACCUCAAGGCCCGGCAGUCGGCUGAAGCAGCCGAUCGAGCAGAUCCCACUGGAGACGGGGCCUCCCGUGGGGCUGUCCAUUGAGGAAGUGGAGCGGCUUAACACUCCGCGUCCACGCAACCCCAGCAUCUGCAGCGCUGACCACGGGCGCUCCAGUUCAGAGGAGGACUGCCGCAGGCCGCUGUCAAGGGUGCGCAACCCCGCUGAUGGCAUCCCUGCCCCGGAGUCCUCUUCAGAAAGUGACUCACACGACUCCUUCACCUGCUCAGAGAUGGAGUAUGACCGGGAGAAGCCUGUGUCCUACAGCUCCCGGGUCCCCAAGCUCUCGCAAGUUAACGAGUCGGACGCUGACGACGAGGACUACGGCGGGAGGCUCAAGCAGAGGCGGUACUCAAGUCGGAGGGCAGAAGGAGGGCCUGGCGUUGCCCAGAUGCCCCCUACUGAUCAGCACUACACCCUACCCCACAAACUGGGGCAGCAAGCCGGAGGCUUCAACUGGGACAAUCUGUUGAACUGGGGCCCUGGCUUUGGACAUUACGUAGAUGUGUUCAAGGACUUAGCCUUGCUUCCCGAGAACGCAGCAGCAAAAGACAUUGAAAUGAACAGUGGAGAUGGCUCAGUGACCAUCCUAAACGAAGGAGAAGCUGAGCAAUAUGUAUGAGACUAUUUAUUACAAUGUUGUACAAUAUGGUGUCGUUCUCCAAUUUAAAAAAAAAAAAAGAAGACUGUACAUUUCGAGAGAACAAUGGACUUUGUGUUUUUUUACAUAACUCAAAGUAAUAAGACGACUUUUAAUGCAGUAAGGCAGAAAAAUGUCACCUGUAAAACAACAGAUUUUGUCGAAUCUGAGCCACCUUGGAAUAGUUUACCAGUCUUCUCUGCAUUCGUCUCUCUGAGGACUCAUUACAGCAUAUCCACUGACUAAAGAAAGAAGUCCAUGUCUGAAUUCAAUUUGGUGACUGCAAAGCUCCAUUCACAUUAUCUUGAUUAAACAUUUCUGUUCUUUAUUACCAACACUGCUUCUCCUUUCCAGAACCUUCUGUCACAUUCUCAGUGGAGAGAUAAGAGGGUAGAUCAUUUAAAAACUCACAGGAAGAGAAUUCCACAGAGCCAGAGAAAUCUCCCAGUUUCAGCCUUUUUAGGCUCAUUUUUCUAAUUUACUUAAAAGGAAGCAUGUGUGUUUGAUCUAAGUGCACCUGUAGGUGACAUAAAAGUAUGAACACUGCUUUGCUCGCACGGUAUUGUUAUGCAGACCCCGCCAGCGUUACGAUCCCUCUCCGUCCGUCUGUCCAUCCGUCCGUCCCUCUGCUGUGGGUUUUCUUACAGACUGGCUAAAUGCUCCAAGAGUGAGAUUUAAUCGAGCCCCCCCCCCCCCCCCCCCCCCCCCCC
This is a messenger RNA of Archocentrus centrarchus (flier cichlid), 15678 nucleotides long. RefSeq names its product FAT atypical cadherin 4 (gene fat4). Gene Ontology annotation, biological process: homophilic cell-cell adhesion. The coding region runs from base 35 to 14950 and encodes 4971 amino acids. The record is from RefSeq and is a predicted model, not a curated record. The transcript has 17 exons. Gene Ontology annotation, cellular component: plasma membrane. Gene Ontology annotation, molecular function: calcium ion binding. Lineage: Eukaryota; Metazoa; Chordata; Actinopteri; Cichliformes; Cichlidae.